Molecule: messenger RNA, 2172 nt
Organism: Linepithema humile (Argentine ant)
Lineage: Eukaryota; Metazoa; Arthropoda; Insecta; Hymenoptera; Formicidae
Product: ileal sodium/bile acid cotransporter-like
Cellular component (GO): membrane
Source: RefSeq, a predicted model, not a curated record
CGCGCAAAACGAUCAGACACGUCGAACAGAAGAUUGCAUACGUACGACGUGAGAAGUGCUGUUAAAUAUAUCGUGAAUUCUUGUGAAGUUCGAUGUCAAUUGAUGGAGUAAUAAGAUAGAAAAGCAUCACUGCGGAUUUCAACGAAUUGAUUGGUGCAACGUGCGGAUGUGUUGCAACUUGCCGGUGCAACGUCGGCAAAAAUAGGGUCUAGUGUUUAUCGUCGCGGUAGCGUGGAUUCACAACAAGUAAAAAGCGAAAGUGGCACCAGUCUCAUAUAUAUAUUUAGCAUGGAAGUCGCAUAUUUUACGGAAUUUCCGUUGAUCAAAGAGUAUCUCCCACCUUGCAACUGGCGCAUGCAACUUGCGACGCAUUUAUGCGCCGGUUAUGCAAUUUAGCAUGUUUCGCGAUUACAAACGCGAUUACAUCGUUUGUGAAUAAAUAACAAACAGUGAUAUGUUUAUGCUUACGUGUGUAUAUUUAUUUUUUAUGCGGUGAUAAACAUAUUAAUGCAUAUUUGGUGCAUAUAAAGAGAAUGAUGGGUACUAUAUAUAUAAUAGGACUUGUACUGUUAACAAGAACAGCAGCGGAGUGGAGUGUUGAUAUUCCGCCUGAUAUAACUGUACAUAUGAAUGAAAUGGUAUCAAUUCCAUUCAACAUACUUCCUGAGAAUGAUACCAGCUUGCCAUCAAAUUUAUCUGUGCCAGAAACUGUGCUAUUGACUAGUGCCAAUACUGACAUUGCAACAUUGGAUCUAUCGCUAAUGCAUAAUGAAACAUUAUUUUAUGGUACUUUAAAUCUCACUGGUGUAUUCCUUGGCAAAACAAAAUUGAUAUUAACUCUGGUGGAAAAUGGGAAUAAAAGUAGCAAAGAGAUUUCUAAUAUUAUUAUAAUACGACAAGAACGCCUCAUAGAUACCAUAUUUACUACCAGUGUUGUGUUACUUGUAUCUAUUUUAUAUAUUAAUUUCGGUUGUGCGAUGGAUUGGAGUGUGUGCCGCAAUACUUUAAAAAGGCCAAUAGGUCCUUCCAUAGGAUUUUUUUGUCAGUUUCUUAUCAUGCCCUUGUUAAGCUUUUUCAUUGGAUAUCUUUUAUUUCCUGAUCAUCCUGAACUGCAAAUAGGAUUGUUCUUCACAGGGAUAAGCCCAAGUGGUGGUGCUUCUAAUAUUUGGACAGUAUUACUUGAUGGCAAUCUAAGUCUCUCAAUCACAAUGACUACUAUAUGCACCAUUGCUGCAUUUGGAAUGAUGCCAUUUUGGAUCUUUACAUUGGGAAGAUAUAUUUUCGCACAAGCACAGAUCACAAUACCUUAUCGUCAAAUAGGUACUUUGGUGAUUGGUCCUGCGAUUCCACUACUUAUAGGAUUUUUCGUACAAAAAAAGCUUCCAAAAGUAUCAAGAACAUUAGUCAAAGUAAUGAAGCCUUUCUCCAUAAUUUUAAUUCUAUUUAUUGUUAUAUUUGCCAUUGUGACUAAUCUGUAUCUUUUCAAACUAUUCUCAUGGAAGAUCAUAAUUGCAGGAAUGGGCUUGCCCUGGCUGGGUUUUACAUUCGGUUUUGUGGUAGCGAAUAUCUUUAAGCAAUCCCAAUCCGAUAUACGGGCGAUAGCCAUUGAAACAGGUGUUCAAAACACCGGCGUAGCUAUCUUUUUAUUACGAUUUACAUUGAAGCCACCCGCGGAUGACCUAACUACUGUGGUUCCUGUGUCUACUGCAAUAAUGACACCAAUGCCAUUAAUAAUUUUAUAUAUUAUAAAAUUAAUUUAUCAAUAUAGGCAGAAAACACAAAGAAAAAUGACAGAUCCCAUUUCUUCAUCUGAAAAUCUCCAACAAACUACAGAUAUUUCUACCAUCGCGCAAUCAAAUGAAUCUAAAUUAAUUAACCAUGCAGAGUAAUAAUUCUUUAUAUCUGCGUUGAUAUAAAAAGAAAUUAUGUCUAUUUACAUAUUGCUGUUAAAAACUUAUAAUUAAGGAUAAAGUGGUGAUAUGUACUUUAGAAUCAUUAUAUUAUCUAGGUCACAUAAUUAAGGAAGGUAAUAUCUCUACCGUUGUUUAAAAUAAUUGAAAAUUAUAUUUUUUAUGCAGAUGCUAUUUAAUAGUUAUAAUUAAUAGCAAUUUAUUUAUAGAUAUAUGUAAAACAGGACAUUAUUUAGCGAACAAAAAUAUUUGUUAAAUAUUU